GGCGUCUCCGCUGCCGCCACCGCGGCCUCGCCUUCCGCCGUGGCUCUGCCCGCCGCGCCGAUGUCCCACAGGGCGCGAAGGGGGCAGGAGGAGGAAGGGGUGGAGGAUGAGGAGGAAGAAGAAGAAGCGGCGAGGGGCAGCCAGGCGCGACCUAAGAGCCACCCGGAGCCCGCGGCGAGCGGCGGCAGGACCCAGGACCGGCAUGAGAGGAAACGGAAGAGGCAGGAGGCGCAGCAGCUGCGGAAGCUCCAGCACCUGGAGUCCUUCUAUGAGAAGCCUCCCCCGGGGCUAAUUAAGGAGAAUGAAACAAAACCAGAAGACUGCAUACCUGAUGUACCAGGCAAUGAAAGUGCACGAGAAUUCCUGGCCCAUGCCCCGACAAAAGGGCUUUGGAUGCCUUUGGGAAAAGAAGUCAAAGUCAUGCAGUGUUGGAGAUGUAAACGCUAUGGACACAGAACAGGAGAUAAAGAAUGCCCAUUCUUUAUUAAAGGCAAUCAGAAAUUGGAACAAUUUAGAGUAGCACAUGAAGAUCCAAUGUACGAUAUAAUAAGGGAAAAUAAACGUCAUGAAAAAGAAAUGAGGAUACAGCAACUGAAGCAGCUCCUGGAGGACUCUACCUCAGAUGAUGAUGACAGUGAUGAGGAUGAUGAAGACAGCAGCAGCUCCACUUCCUCAGAAUGUAGAGAUAAACACAAGAAAAAAAAGAGAAAGAAGGAAAAGAAAAAAAAAGAAAAGAAGAAGAAAAAGAAGAGAAAGCAUAAAUCCUCUAAAUCUAAUGAGAAGUCAGAAUCUGACUGAUGGCAGUCACCUGCUGUGUGCUGAUUGACCUCCUACUUGUGAACUGCAAGGAAAGAUCCAGAGAAUGAGGAAGAAACCACCAGAAAGGGCUUUAUUAAACUCAGAACAUACAGAUGGAUACAUACAGCAUCCUACACUGGCUGUCCUCUUCUGCCCCUCUGCAGUGCUGCAGCCAGAAGGAAGAGAGCUGCAUUAAACGAUACUCAGUCAACCAUAUCCUUUUACUGUAAAACCUGUGUGCUAACGGUCAUCCGUCUUGGGCAAAUUGGGCCUCUGUGUUGCCGUAUGUGACUAUCAGCAGAAAGCAGUGACUACCAAGGCAUCGCCAACAAAUCUCCAGAGUUCAGCAGACUGUCUAUUGAAGUGUCUUUUCUCCAUGAAGUUAUUUUGUUUAUAUACAAAGCCUCAUUGUAAGGGGACUGCAGUUUGCACCGUGCAGAGCACUGACACUUCCCUUACAGUGCUUAUAAUAAGCAGGUUGUACUGUUAAUUUUUUUUUUCUCUGCAUACCGCCCAUGUGCUGAAGUUCAUUGUGCAUAUCCUAGUACUGGCAGCUGGGGAAAUAAAGAGCCCUGCUGGAGGGGGGAAAAAAGUUAAUCAAGGGGAUUUACUUUAAGACAAAAUUGCAGUGUCAGCAAGACUUGGGGGUUUUUUGUGUAGCAAAAUCUCAACAUCAUCGCCAUUAAUAUGCACAGUUUUGCAAUACCUGAAGUGUUCUCCAAACCACAGGAGUGGGAGCCAAGUGUAAUGAUGAUAGAUGUUCAACUUUACUGUAAAGAGGUAGUGGUUUUAGUUAUUUAAAAAGGGCGUUUUCAUGUUAGAAAUGAAAAAGAUUAAUUUCUACAUACACUUCAGUAUCAGUUGUUUUGAUACAUUUGAGGAUUGUUUUUUUUUCCUUUUAAAAAGGCUUGGGGAAAUAAAUUCCAACUUACUUUUUAUGUUUACUAGAAUUAUUUUAUGUAGUAAUAUUUUAUGAAUCAUCCCACAAGAAUAUAAAUGUGUAAGGCUUUCAAAAUGGUUUUCAAUUACAUGCAUGUAAGCCACAGAACAGUAGUAAAGAACUUGAAAGCAGGAAGAAGGGAAAGUUUUGUGUACUUAAUUGACGUUGUGGACAGACCACGCUCUUCUUUUAAAUAAUCUUGCAGACUUGACUAGAAAGAUUGAGAUUGCUAUAAACUGCAUUAGAGUAAGCAUCUCUUUUUGGAACCUCAAGGUAUAGUCGUACAAAGCUGUGAUUUGAGGAUCUAAAUGAUGUAUAUUGGUGUUCUGCAAAAGGAGAAAGAAAAAUAGAUUUGCUUGGAAAGGACUAGGAAGGACUUAGAACUGUGCUUAUAUUGAAAAAAACAAACAUCAUGAUAAAGUUCUAACACCAGUAGAGUGAACAUUAACAGUGAAAUCAAGGAAUGUAAAAUGCAUUUAAGAUUUUUUUUUUCCCCUCUGAGACCUUUGGAAAAGAUGACAGGGGAAAGUAUAAAUUAAAAUGUGUUUUCUCUCUCCUACAUGUCUAAAAGUCAUUUAGUAAAAACAAACCCCCAUGUCUUGCCAGUCAUUCAUAACACGUUCUGGGGAAAAAUGAGGCAGUCAAGGCAUACUUACAAAAAGAUUCUUUAUCUUAUGCCCAGAGCUUGAAUGUGCAGUUGUAUUUUAUCCUCCAGUAUUAUUUAGCAAAUCUCCCUGUGAUGGGAUUUUCUGGUGACUCCUGAUAAUUCCCUGUAUCAGCAUCACCAUCAACAAAUUCAAAGCUCCUGGCUCUUUCACCAGAAACAGAUUUAACAGCUGAAAUAGCAUUUCAUUUAUAAUGAAAUGAGAUAUAUAAUAAUAGCUCAGUUCUCUGUACUGCCACAUUUGGUCCUGAGAAAAUCCUUGUGUUUGUAGCCUUGUUGACUGUUGGACAGAUAGUGGAAGCCACAGCUAAGAGUCACCUGAUGCAUUCUGAGAGAAUUCUCUCUGAAGUUUGUCUAGAGCAGAGCUAACCUAAAGAUCUCUUCAGUUACUUCAGCUUCUGUCAUUUAAGAUUCCUCUGAAGUUUAGCUCAAUAAAAACAAACUCAGUUUUUCCUUA
This is a messenger RNA of Chroicocephalus ridibundus (black-headed gull), 2859 nucleotides long. RefSeq names its product RP9 pre-mRNA splicing factor (gene RP9). Bases 61 to 798 code for a protein of 245 amino acids. The record is from RefSeq and is a predicted model, not a curated record. NCBI's taxonomy places the organism in Eukaryota, Metazoa, Chordata, Aves, Charadriiformes, Laridae. The transcript has 6 exons. Gene Ontology annotation, biological process: RNA splicing.